AAAAACGAAACUAGAUAGGAACAGUUACUGACAAGGUUACAGCAGUUGGAUAACUUCUUCGACCUGGGAGCUAUAUGUCAAGCUAACUGGUGUGACCUUAAAACGAAGUGCGUAUGAAGCUCUGUAGACAUGAGGGGUUUACUGUCACAACUAAGGAGUUUGCAAGGCGUUUCCCAGAGAGCAGCCAUCCAGUCUCAUCCCUGUUACAAAUGUAAACACUGCCACCAAUGUUUGACAUCUUUAAAAACCGUAACAGUCCAAUCUCUCAGGCAUUUCAGUGAUGAUGUAAUAGGGGCAAAGUGGAGCGUUCAUCCUUUGAGGAGUCGUGGAAUAAUUAGACUGAAGGGGCCUGACACGGUCCCAUUCCUCCAGGGUCUGGUCACAAACGAUGUCGCUGUUGUUGGAGGCAAAAUUCCCAGUCUGUAUACUUUGAUGCUCAAUGUACAGGGUCGUGUUCUGUAUGAUCUAUUAAUGUACCACUCCACGGAUGUAUCAGGGAACUCUGUCCUCCUGUUGGAGAGUGACGCAAAUGUCACAUCAGAGCUCAUCAAACUCCUCAAAAGAUAUAAAAUCAGGAAGAAGGUUGACAUUGCUGAUGUGUCAGAGGAUCACAAGGUGUUUGCUGCUCUGUGUCAAGGUGAUGAUCAGAAGAUUUCCCUUGACAAGCAUCUGCCAGGAAUAAUAUCAGCAACCCAAGAUCCUCGAGUGAACAGCUUUGGUUGGAGAAUCAUAGCAGACAGCUCACCAUCUGUACUCAAAGGGUUUGGGAUUAAAGAAGAAAAGUGUGAGGAAGACUAUCACAGACAGCGAUACCAGUCAGGUAUAGGGGAGGGUGUGGUGGACCUACCCCCGGGGAACUGUUUCCCCCUGGAGAGUAAUGCUGUCUAUCUAAAUGGAGUGUGUUUCCACAAGGGCUGUUAUAUUGGCCAGGAGCUGACAGCCAGAACAUUUCACACAGGAGUCACUCGCAAGCGUCUCAUGCCUAUCCUGUUUGAAGUUGAACCUCAGAAUGUGUCAGCGGGAGCUAACAUUGCCACCGAGACUGGAAAAUCUGCGGGGAAAGUACGAGGCCAUGUGGGCAAAUAUGGACUUGGUCUUUUACGGAUAGCAGAGGCCAGUAAAAAACUCAGUGUUAAAACAGAGACGGAGGAUGAUCUAGUCGUUAAGUCCAAUAUCCCAGACUGGUGGCCGAAGGAGACUUGAAAUAAAGUAUNGCACUCUAAACCGGUGGCCAAAAGAGACUUGGAAUUAGUUAUUCACUCAAGACUGGAAGCCAAAAAGGACUAAUGAAAAAAUCCUGUAGGGUUAGUUAUGUUAUGAAUUAUUUUAGCGAUUUUUGCAGUAAGUUGAGUCUGCAAAAUUCAACAUGCUGCAAACAUUUCAUGUCACUAAACUUGAAAUAUCAAACCACAAAUUGAAAACUAUGUUAGUCUUUUAUCCAUUCUUUUUAAACAUACUGCAAAAAAGUAUAUGUCUGAGCGGAAAUAAAGCAUAUUACAGUAUGA
Molecule: messenger RNA, 1505 nt
Organism: Mizuhopecten yessoensis (Yesso scallop)
Lineage: Eukaryota; Metazoa; Mollusca; Bivalvia; Pectinida; Pectinidae
Product: putative transferase CAF17 homolog, mitochondrial
Exons: 7
Coding region: 130-1203 (357 amino acids)
Cellular component (GO): mitochondrial matrix
Molecular function (GO): protein binding
Source: RefSeq, a predicted model, not a curated record